AUGAAUUCAUUUUUUCCAGAUGCUACAGAUUCGGUUGUUGCAAGCACUACAUUGGCUUCCUCAUCCUCAUCAUCGUCAUCAUCAUCCACAUCAUCAAUAUUAACAUCGGUUCACAAUCGUCGACGUAAGUCGACAUCACCAUCCAGUCCAGAAAACAAACAAUUGGAAGAAUGCUGUGAAACAAGACGAUUCCGAAGUACUAGCAAUCAGGAUAAAACUAACAUCACCAUUACUAGUAGCAGGAACAAAGGAAAAAAUAAUGUUUAUAGUAUAACUAAAUUGCUGGAAAAAAAGGAACUGAAUAACAGUCGAGCCAGCAGCUCAUCGGCAAGCGAUGAUGAUAAUGCGGGAACCGGUCGGUGCCAUUCAGCGGAUGACGAUGGCAGUCGGUGUACAGAUCUGGCAGAAUUCGGACGCGCUGUCACAUGGCCACAUUUUUUCACAGCUGGACCAUCGGCUUUCACAAUCCCUCACAAUGCUAGUUCACUAAUGGAUUCAAGCUCACUUGCCAAUGCUGUUGCUGCUGUCGCUGUUACCGCUGAUGGACGGGACAUAUCUCAAGUCCAACAGAUUCAGAAUGCCUAUCUGUCUUACAUCCUUGGUACAUCGAUGACGGCUGCUGCUUCAGGAACACCAGUGAUACCCCAUCACCAUCCCCUCCAUAUCAUGGUAACACCAUCUGAUACUGGGGAACUUGAUGAUUUGAGAUUGCUAUGA
Messenger RNA from Cercopithifilaria johnstoni, 717 nucleotides. Lineage: Eukaryota; Metazoa; Nematoda; Chromadorea; Rhabditida; Onchocercidae. The record is from the annotation of a GenBank genome assembly.